CUCCGCGGUGAGCUCCGGGGUGUUGGAGGGCGCACGGUGCCGCAGGCGGCUAUAAUUAGCAGCGUCCCCGGUGCGCAGGCAGCAUAUGCUGAAACCGGAGCGGGGGAGGUUUUUGGAUCCUCCACAGCACACACACACACACACACACACACACACACACUUCCGUGUUUAUCUGUCACCGUAAAGCAGGAAGCACUGUAGUAAUGAGUAGGAGUUGAUGAGCCGUCCUGCUGCUGGUGGUUUCCUACAGGUGAACAGAAAGCAGCGGGGGAGACGCUCCAUGGAGGCUAACUAACUGAGCCCGGAUCAGUCGGUGCUCGGCACACACACGGGGACUGCGGUACAUCAGCACCGAAAUGCCAGCCGGAGUCUGUGGUUGCUGUGGGCCGCUGAGGCCGAGGUACAAACGCCUGGUGGACAACAUCUUCCCUGAGGACCCCAAAGAUGGCCUCAGUAAAUCGGACAUGGAGAAGCUCACCUUCUACGCAGUGUCGGCUCCAGAGAAACUGGACAGGAUUGGAGCUUACCUGGCCGAGAAACUGAGCAGAGAUGUGGUGCGACACCGCUACGGGAACGUGGUGAUAGCCAUGGAGGCUCUGGACCAGCUGCUGAUGGCUUGUCACUCUCAGAGCAUCAAACCCUUCGUGGAGAGUUUCCUGCACAUGGUGGCCAAGCUGCUGGAGUCCAGAGAGCCAGACCUGCAGGUCCUGGGCACCAACUCGUUUGUGAAGUUUGCCAACAUCGAGGAGGACACACCGUCCUACCAUCGCCGCUACGAUUUCUUUGUGUCGCAGUUCAGUGCCAUGUGCCACUCUACUCAUGAAGAUCCUGAGACCAGAACCAGGAUCCGCGUGGCCGGGAUUAAAGGUCUUCAGGGUGUGGUGAGGAAGACGGUGAACGACGAGCUGCAGGCCAUCAUCUGGGAGCCACAGCACAUGGACAAACUGAUCCCAUCCAUGCUGUUCAACAUGCAGGACAGCGACGACCUGGACAGGGUGGGGCACCCCAGCACGCCAUCAGGGGUGGGUCAGGAUGGCGAGGAGAACCCGGCGGCGCUGGCUGAGAACUGCUUCAGGGAGCUGCUAGGCCGGGCGGCCUACGGGAACAUGAACAACGCUGUCAAACCCGUGCUGGUUCACCUGGAUAACCAUCACCUGUGGGACCCCAACGAGUUUGCAGUUUCCUGCUUCAGAAUCAUCAUGUACUCCAUCCAGGCUCAGCACUCGCACCACGUGAUCCAGCAGGUUCUGAGCCACCUGGACAACCACAACAAGAACACGCCGCGGGUCAGAGCCGGCAUCGUCCAGGUCCUCCUGGAGACGGUGGCCAUCGCCGCCAAAGGCUCUGUGGGUCCCACCGUGCUGGAGGUGUUCAACACUCUGCUCAAACACCUGAAGAUGAGCGUGGACUUCGAGCUGGGCGAGAACUCGAGGAGGAACUCCAGCUCCAGCGUUUCGUCUGCCCGCGGUAAAGAGAGCGAAGAGCGGAUCGUCCAGAACGCCAUCAUCCAGACCAUCGGAUUCUUCGGUGGAAAUCUGCCAGACUACCAGCGAGCUGAAGUCAUGAUGUUCAUCAUGGGCAAAGUGCCAGUGUACGGGACCCCCUGCCACGCCUUGGACACCGCCCAGAUUGGACAUCAGGGAACCAAGCGGAUCCAGACCAUGCUGCUCAGCUCCCUCAUCAUGGUGACCUCUGGCUUCAAAUCUAAGUCCAUGGCAGCCGCAUUGCCUCCUCCCUUCCUGGACCCGCUCUUCUCCAUCUCUCUUAUGGAGGACAGCGAGCUGAGGCAGCUGGUGCUUGAGAUCCUGCACAACAUCCUCGACCGCCACGACAAUCGCGCCAAGCUCCGCGGCAUCAGAAUCAUCCCUAAUGUCUCAGCACUGAAGAUUAAAAGAGAGAAGAUUUCCAAGCAAGACGUCGCAUUCAUGAAGAAGCACGGCCAGCAGCUCUACCGUCACAUCUAUCUGGGCUGCAAAGAGGAAGAUAACGUCCACAAAAACUUCGAGCUGCUCUUCACCACCCUCGCCAUUCUGACCAUCGAGCUGGCCAACGAGGACGUGGUCAUCGACCUCAUCCGGCUCGCCAUCGCUCUGCAGGAAAUGGCUCUGAUCAAUGAGGAGAACCUGCCCAUGUUUAUUCGCUGCGGCAUCAUGGCGUUGGUAGCGGCGUACCUGAACUUCCUGAGCCAGAUGAUCGCCAACCCGCCUUUCUGUCAGCACGUCAGCAAGGUUAUUGAACUGAGGAACAUGGAUGCUCCUUACCUCCUCCCAGAGCACAUCUUCAGAGACAAGUGUCCGCUUCCUGAAUCUCUGGACAAAGACGACAGCCAGCUGUACUUCCAGACGGCCGACAUGGCCGAGUGUUUGGCCGGACCGGGAUACAACGCGGAGCGGCUGUCCAUCCCCUACGUUCCUCAGGUCACAGAUAAAGACCGCCUGACCCGGAGGCAGAGCUUCGUGGACACCAUUUCCCUUCAAGUGGACAUCAUGUCCAACAGCCUCCCAGAAAAGUCCCACCUGGCCGAGGAGAUCACGUUCGAGACGCUGAAGAAGGCCAUCGAUACCACCGGUUUGGAGGAGCAGGAGCGGGAGAAGAGGCGUCAGGUGAUGGAGAAGUUCCAGAAAGCACCGUUUGAGGAGAUCGCAGCCCACUGCGAGUCCAAGGCGAACAUGCUGCACGACCGGCUGGCUCAGAUCUUUGAACUAACCAUCAGGCCUCCUCCCAGCCCGUCCGGAGUGGUUUCCAUCACAGCGGGACACACCCAGCAUCAGUCCGUCCCCGUCUACGAGAUGAAGUUUCCAGACCUGUGUGUCUACUGAACGCACACAUCCAGUUCAAGCAACUUUAAAAAUGCGCAGAAAAAACAACACACUCAUACCUGUACUCCGGUUUCCUCUGUUCCAGGUGUGGCAGGGAUGCUGUCAGGGAUCUCAGAACCAGACACGUUUAAAUAUUUCUUCCACAUACAAAAAAUAAAAAAGCUACUUUGAUAAAUGAUUAAAUCCUGUUUCCUGCUCUUCCCAGAGUCUUACAACAAAUCUGCAUUAAUCCGCGCAGCUCUGAUUGGCUACAUUUAGUUUCCUGACGCAUCCCUGAAACCAGACUGGGUCAUCAAGAACAAAAAAACCCACAAACUGCUUCCACUCUGAGAUUUUUAGAGUAUUUAUGCUUCUCCAUCCCAGUCCAGCCAAAGCUUCACUCCUUGUACAUACGCUCUCUUAGAAAAUGGCUAAAAGCAGCCGAGGCUCACACCAUGCAGCUCCUGCCUCCUCACAACUAACUGUCUCUAACUGUAGGUGUCAGUGCAGUCACUGAUUAGUAGGAAUGUGCAAUAUAUAUUAACCGUCAGCUAUAAAACCUGAAAUAUAAUAAGUGGUGGUAGAAAGCAGUUUAGUUUCAGGCUCACUGCUGCUCAGCUGUUUGCUCUAAUCUUCGAUCUUUGCUGUUGAAUAUUUGCUGUUUUAAGGUAAACGUGUCAGAAAUCGACCAGCCGAGUUCCUCAUGAGGUGAUUAAAUGAGAGCAAUACUCGAACUGCCCGGCAGAGAGAUUAAGAAACAAAAACGCUGAUGUUCGGACGGCUCGCUCGUGUUUGGUGAUUGUUUCAGAGAGGUUAGGGCGGGCAUCGCCACCCAGCUCUCAGCUUAGGCUGGAAAAGAUGGAUGUAGCCAGAGUAACAUCACCUCAUAGUUUGUGAAGGCACAGUUGAAAUCGGUGGACCUGUGAGACAGAGAUACUGCAUACACUACUACUACUACUACUACUACUACUACUAUUACUACUACCAGCAACAGGUGCCCAGAAUCAUCAUAGACUGUAUGUAAAAGAUGGAUGUAGCCACCAUGUCAGCAGCUGGUUUUUGGCUCUGCACUUUGAGCCUAGCUUUGUUAGCGAGCCGCAUUAUUAAACUCUACAGUUAUCAGCUAUUUAGUGCUAGGUAACAGACUCAUAAAGUUUCAUUCACCAAAACAGAAGCACAAAACAAGAGCCUGAGUCCAUAAACUCAUCAGGAAAUUGUUUACGGAGGUCAAAAGUCAAGCAGCAGGAGGGUCUUAGUCUCGCUUAUUGCUAUAUAAUCUUUUUUGCAGCUAGAGUAGUCGCCCCCUGCUGGACAUAAGAAAGGAUGCAGGUUUAAGGUACUUCAGCACCAGCUUCACCUUUCAGACCUGGAAGCUAUGUCCAUCUUUAAUAUACAGUCUGUGGUUCUGGUGAUGUCCUCAGCUGUAAACUUUAAGGAAAAGGAGAAAAAAGAUUUUCCUUUAUUGAAAAGAAAAAUCAUGUACUGAGAAUACUGUAAGGUAGAAAUUUAGAUUCCCUCAGAUUAAAGUAAUUUAUGAGAUAAAUAUCACAAAAAAAUCACAAAUCUACCAUCUCUGUAUAUCUGUGUGUUAAAAUGAAACCUAUGUGCUCUUUGUUAGUGAUAUUGCCUGAUAUGAUGUGUAGCUUUUUGGCUGCAGAUAAAACUCACCCAGCUCCGUGACUCGGUUGCUUUCCAUGAAGAAUCGACCUUUACCUCCUCUCAGCUUUGUUGGCAGCCUGAAAAAAAAAGAAGAGGAAACCCAAAACAUGUUUUAUUGCCAAACACAGAUGUUUGCUUCCUUCUGGGGUUUUUUUUUUUUCCCUGAUUUUUAAAUGUCUCGAUCUGAAAGGGCUGACUUUUCUCUGCGUCCUGUGAGGAGCCGUACGGGGGGAGUUUUUCAAUCCAAAAAAGAGGCGACCAGCAGCAUCAAAGUUAACCUCCCCGCUGAAUGCAUUAAUAUUAAUAUCCAUCUUCAGCCCCUCUGAUACAAAAGCAGUGACAUUCUGGAGGAUUUAAUCAUCCUUGCAUAUUCAGCAGUUAUCCAGGGGCCGUGAUUUAUUUCCAAAAACAGGGUACAGGAGGCGCUCUGGGAAUGAGAUGAUUCAUAUGUGCUGCAGCUGCAGCUGUGAUCUGUAAUAGCAGAUGGUUAUCAGUGUUUUCCUCUGAUCAGAGCUCAGCGGGAAGAAAAUCCCUCCAGUUGGAGGAAGAUACCUGCUGCCUGUGUUUGGUCUGAGCAGCUGUUCGGAGCUGAAGGUCAGCCUUUCCUUGGUCUGCUCGGCUCGCUCUGAUCGGUGAAGGAGGACUAAGAUGGAGAAAUGAACGACUGUGUCCCAGAAUUAAAGGAGGGCUUUUUCUACGUUGGUUGUGGAGGUUUCAGGCGGUUUUGUUAAAAGCUGUCGGGCGCUGAUGGUGUACCUGAAGGAGAAACGGCGGCUAAGUUGAACGUGUUUGUUUGAGAUCACCAACAUGAGCCUCAUAAACCUGAACGACUUUAUAAUUAAGUUUUAGUUUUUCAGCACUGAGCUGAAGGCCAAGCAGUUCCCGUGUGAGCAUCUCAUCUGGAUAAGUGGGAAAUGGGUUUGGUCAGCCUGUCCUGAUCACAGCGUAACAUCUGUGACCGCGGAGUCUUAAAUAUCGAUACGUCGUAUCGUUUCCCCUCACGCUCUGCUUUCUUCAAAGCUGCUCGACUCCCUGCAUGAAGAAAAACUGAUGUUAGUUCAGAUCCAAGCUGAACGGCACAAACAGCUCCAGAAGGACGUUUUUUUACAGGGUGAAAUAACUGUUUUUGUGUCACGGCUCAUCCUGAUCAGAUCUCAGUUUAAGUUCAAAUGAGCCUGGAUGUGGAGCCUCUGUUAUGAAGUGCAUGGUGAGGGUCACAAAAGCUGCAUAACGUCAAGAGUGGCAGCUGGUGAGAAGUCUAUGGAAGCUUGUUUAUGCCACUAAAAAAAAAAUUCAUCCAUCCAUAACUUGAAGUUUAAAGUUAUUAAUUUUGACUUAGUGCCGCCAAUCAGGAAGCUCUGUGAUCCCUACAUCAUUUCCUUGUUAACCAGAAGCAGGAAGCUGAAGGUAUCGGCUGUCCAACAGAUCGACAUGAAAACACUGAUUCAUUACCUUUUAUGCAGCUGUUUUGCUGGAACAAAUUUUGACCUUUGACGGUCAAAAACAUGCCGACAAUUUGUUCACGUCUGCUAGAAACUGCUAACUGUCGCUAUCCCACUUUGAGUGCGCAUGCGCUGGCAGCAUCUGCUUCUGGGUAACAAGGAAGUGACCUCUUUCUCGGGGCUUCCUGAUUGGCAGCGCUAAGCUGAAAUUUUGAGAUAUUAACAUGAAAAUUUGAGAUAUGUAACUUGAAAUUUUGACUAAUUAACUCCAAAUUUCGAGUUACAGAUAACGAUUUUUUUUUAAAAUUAUUUUAGUGGCAGAAACAAGCUUCCGUAGAGGUCAGAUUAAAUAACAAUACAAAUGUUUUUAGGGAUACUUUUGCUUUGUUUCUCCCUUUGUUGGAGAACUGCUGCGUUGUGAUCCCAUCGUUGCUGUAAAUUCUCGAUUCUUCUUCUUCUGCAGAUUUAAAUACUCGUCAGGUUUGGUCGGGGUACCUUUUUUAUUUUUAGUUAUUUAAAACCAGUUUACAUCCACCGUGUUUGGUGUUACAUCCGGUUUAGGAUUUGUCUGUUUGGCACCCAAAUGGAAACACUUAGUUAUAGAAACGUAUCCAGAGUACCAGUGGGGGUGCAGAAGAGGGCUGAUUAACUCCUGAUGGGAUGGUAAAUGCAGCUUCGGUGCAUCGCUUUGUCCUGGACGAGGCUUUGGGAUCAGAAAGUGUGCCUGUGGAGCAGCUCCUUACAGACUUAUUAAAGAUAACCGCAGACAUUAGGCUCCACUUAGUGAUUAGAAAGGUGAUAAAGUCGCCUAAAACCCGACCUUUACCUUACACAUCAAAGCAGUCCCUCAUUACGUUCUUUGAUCUUCACGUCUGCCGACUGUCCGCCUCCUCAGACUGCCACUUAUGGAGAACCAGGGUGAGUUUAACCUCUUAGCAUCCACCGAGCACCAGCGACCCGGUCAGGGUUUGGGUUAGCAGCAUGCCUGAAAGGCACAGGAGCAGAAGUGCUACACCCAAACCCUGACCAUAAAUAAUCUGGUGGAUGUUGGAGGUUAAAUGCAAAGGUCCAUCCUCACACAAGCACAGUGCAGCCUUUGUUAAAGUCUACUAUAUAAAUAUUACAUGUCUAAUCAAUGUACUGUCUGAAAGUGUAGUUAUUAGAGGAUUUUAAUCUGAAGGUGAUGAGCAGAGUAGCCUGUUAUCUUCUGUGCAUAUCUACGCUGCAUAACGUCUUAGCUUUAAACUCUUGUGCUUUAACAUUGUAGAAUCAUAGCUUUUAAAAAACAUGCAUUAUAUGAACUAACUGCAUGGUUCCUUAACUUCAGUGGUCGUCAGAGGGGGGGCGCUAGGAUUAUAUGCUGAAAUGAAAUCCAUCUAAACGAGCUCUGAUCGGAUCCUGAGGUCGGACUUUUGCUCCAGCACAGAGGGCUCCGGUCUGGAGAAAAGUCCGCUUUAGAUGGUUGAUCAUGGGUGUGUUUAAAUGUGGCUGGAAUACAUUAUAUCUUCCUCUAAUGAAUGUGUCAUUACAGCAGUAUAUAUAUAUAUAUAUAUUUUUGUACAUUUUAUGCAUCACGUAUCAUGACAUUGUUGCCUGGUAGAGAUUUUAGAGACUGGGAGAUUUAUUCUAAGACGAGGACAAAAUGCUGGAUUUAUACUUGUGUAGUUUUGUGUUGUUUGCUGCGACGGUUCAGGGUUUCAGUGGGAUGGUGCAGUUCUCACCAGCAUGGCGGAGAGGGGCUCAUUUUUAUUUUUUUCAACUGUAGAAUCCAUUCUAUCAUUUCAAAAAUAAUGAAAAGUUAUAUCUAGAGCCAGAUAUCGAUUAUUUUUGGAUAAAGGAAUAAAUCAGUGCAAUCUGCUAAUAUUAACAUCCAGAUUUAUUUUUCUCUAAGAACGUGGUGGCUCAGGUUUUAAACUGAAAACUCUGUCAGACGUUUCCGGCUCCAGAUUCACUAAAAUCAGUUCAGUCAGGAAAACUAAAGUUGAACAUCCAUUUAUUCCCACGUGUUUCAGCGCGGCUCUGUUCUGUACGGAAGCUCGUUUCCGCCACUUAAAAAAAAAAGAAAAACAGCAUCUGUAACUCAAAUUGAGCAGAAAUGAGCUUCCAUAGUUGUGGGACCACUGAGAGCGGAGCGAGCAUCAGCGUAUGUGCCGACACUUUCCCAGGUUUGUCUCCUGGGAUCUCCUGUAAUCUACAUGAACCUCAAACUCUAAUUUGAACACACAUCAGUGAGUUUUGUGAGUUUGUCUAAUGUUACCAAAGGUUCAGCCCAUCUGUGGGAGCAGCCUGGAACAUACCACCCGGGUCUCAGAGCGUGGGCAGGUUAAAUGACCCCCUCAUUCAAAAUGUGCUGGGACUGUGGAUGAGCUCGACUUCGUGGCCGGUCUGAACUGAUGAUAAACGUCAUUCAAAUGGUGUCAGAAAAUAACACGAGAUCACAGCCAUAUUAUUGACAUUGAUUUUAAUUCAGCAGCACCAGCAUUUCCACAGCUAAGACUUUAAUGCUGCACCCAGCAGCAGCAAAUUUGUUUCUCGAUGUCGUAUCCCAGUCAAAUCUGACCGCACACAGUUGUGAUCAACAGUGUUCGAUGUUCACUGCAAAGUGGAUCUGAUUAGAACUAAUGGCUCCUUUUCCCAUGUUCAUCAGUAUCAGUUAAUCCAAAAAAACUGCCUAAACCUCAGUGGAGACGUUAUAGAGUAAAACUGCUGAUGUUCGGUUUCCUUUCAGACGAGUUUUGGUGAAUCUGGAUCUGAGUCUGUAUUUCUGAGCCGAACAGGCUGAUGUUGUAGUCUGUAAAUGAUCUCAGAGCAGUCAGCCUGAACGAGCCGCUCUGCCGCUUUUGAUAAAUGAACGAUGUAUUUAACCGAUUUAGCUCGAUCAAUGAAACAGUACCAGCUGAUGUAUUACUGAACGUGAAUAACGUGAUGUGUUUGCACUUUGAUCACUGUGUACCUGGUACUAUGAAUCAGCAGCGAUGCGUGUUUAUGGAAACAGGAUUUUUGAUGAAAUGAUGUGCGCUGUGAAAAGUUUCCCUCCUGACUGCUGAUCCGAGUCACGAGUCCUAAAAUUAGGUUUGAUUAGUCGGUACACAGAGUGGAAUCACUUCACUGCUGACCUGCCUUACUUCAAAAUGCUGGACACAAAAAUCGCUCUAAAAAAUAUUAACGUGACGAAGUUUAUUCACCUUUCAAGAUGGAUUUUUUUCCAGCGUCGAGAACAAAAAAUAAAUACGGAGCUCCUGAUGUUCUUUUUUUAUGUUUCUGAUGUUUGUAUUUUUGUGCCAGUUUUAGAGGUAAAAGGCGUCGCGUCUGUGAGUCACAGUGACAAACUUGCUAUAGCUCGGCUUUGUUUCCAACACACUGAUGAUUUUAACCACUAGAUGGCGCUGAGGCUCCUGCUGCUGGUUCAGGAAAUGCUUCCUGCUUCAUUUCUCUCACAUCUCAGUGAGGAAACUCAAACAUUUGUCAAAAAUGACACAAUUUCUCAUUUCUGGGGCCACAAGUGGACGUUAGAGGAACUGCACUUUGUUGGCUGUGUGUGUGUUGAACCCUGGUGGAGCUGUUUGGUCCGCUGAGAUAGGAAGUUUGAGUUUCGGUCAUCUAAUCACUCAAUUAAUUUGGUCUUAAAAAUGUGUGAAAAGUAAACGUCGGAUCCAAACCUCCGAGUUUGUUUCCAAGAAUGUUAAACGGAGGAAAGCAGAAAACUUGGACCCAGUUUGAUUUUAUUUUCAUAAAGCAUGCGGUCCCUGCAGAUCAUUUCUCUGAACGUCUGCAGCUGCAGAGCCUCAGCGCUUCAUUACAAAGCCUCUGCUGAAAUAGAAAAAUGUGCGUUGAGAUUAAAGUGUUUCUAUCGAA
Molecule: messenger RNA, 9754 nt
Organism: Archocentrus centrarchus (flier cichlid)
Lineage: Eukaryota; Metazoa; Chordata; Actinopteri; Cichliformes; Cichlidae
Gene: efr3a
Product: EFR3 homolog A (S. cerevisiae)
Exons: 24
Coding region: 357-2819 (820 amino acids)
Biological process (GO): protein localization to plasma membrane
Cellular component (GO): plasma membrane
Source: RefSeq, a predicted model, not a curated record